CCAGAAGAAGGGCCUAAUGAUUUUUCCAGAGCUGGAGAAACUGUGAAAUCCUCAGCACUCGAAUGGAGCGUUCAGAGUGAAAGGAAAAGGCCAUUUCUUACCACUUGAAGUCAUCUAAACAGAAGUUCUCAAACCACCAAGACCAAGGAAACUUCGCAUAACAGAUGAGUGACCACCCCCUGAAGGAGAUGUCUGACAACAAUAGCAGCCCUCUCUUGCCAGAGCCUCUUUCCAGCAGAUAUAAAUUAUAUGAGUCAGAGCUAAGCAGCCCUACCUGGCCUUCAAGCUCCCAGGAUACACACCCAGCCCUUCCCCUGCUGGAAAUGCCUGAAGAAAAGGAUCUCCGAUCAUCAGACGAAGACAGCCACAUAGUGAAGAUUGAAAAACCCAAUGAAAGGAAUAAACGGAGAGAAAGCGAGGUACCCCGCCAAGCUUCUGCAGGCCGGGGAGGCUUCAGCCUCUUCCAAGCUGUGAGCUAUCUCACUGGUGACAUGAAGGAAUACAAGAACUGGCUAAAAGAUAAGCCCCUGGUUCUCCAGUUCCUAGACUGGGUCCUGCGGGGAGCAGCUCAGGUGAUGUUUGUCAACAACCCCCUUAGUGGGCUCAUCAUCUUCAUAGGGCUCCUGAUCCAGAAUCCCUGGUGGACGAUUGCUGGGGCGCUGGGGACAGUAGUCUCAACCUUGGCUGCCCUUGCCUUAAGCCAGGACAGGUCAGCCAUCGCCUCCGGACUCCAUGGCUACAAUGGGAUGCUGGUGGGACUGCUGAUGGCUGUCUUCUCGGAGAAGUUAGACUACUACUGGUGGCUUCUGUUUCCUGUGACCUUCACAUCCAUGGCCUGCCCAGUUAUUUCUAGUGCCUUGAGUACCAUCUUCACCAAGUGGGACCUGCCAGUCUUCACACUGCCCUUCAACAUGGCCUUAACACUGUACUUGGCAGCUACGGGCCACUACAACCUUUUCUUCCCCACAACGCUUGUCGAGCCUGUGUCUUCAGCUCCCAAUAUCACCUGGACAGAGAUUGAAAUGCCUUUGCUGUUACAAACCAUCCCUGUUGGGGUCGGCCAGGUGUACGGCUGUGACAACCCCUGGACAGGUGGCGUGAUCCUGGUGGCUCUGUUUAUCUCCUCCCCACUCAUCUGCUUGCACGCAGCCAUAGGGUCGAUCGUGGGGCUGCUAGCAGCCCUGACCGUGGCCACUCCCUUUGAGAAGAUCUACCUGGGCGUUUGGAGUUAUAACUGUGUCCUCUCCUGUGUCGCCAUCGGAGGCAUGUUCUAUGCACUCACCUGGCAGACACACCUGCUGGCACUUGUCUGUGCCCUGUUCUGUGCAUACAUGGGAGCGGCCCUUUCCAAUAUGAUGGCAGUGGUUGGCGUGCCACCAGGCACCUGGGCCUUCUGUCUCUCCACCCUCACCUUCCUCCUCCUGACAACCAACAACCCUGGCAUCUACAAACUCCCCCUCAGCAAAGUCACCUACCCGGAGGCCAACCGCAUCUACUUCCUGACCGUGAGACGCAGUGACGAGAAGCCCCCCAAUGGUGGCAGUGGAGAGCAGUCACAGGAAGCAGGCCAGUGGAAGGCAGAGGAGAGCUCUGAGACCGUGCUCCCCAGGCGUAGGAGUGUGUUCCACAUCGAGUGGUCAUCCAUCCGGAGGAGGAGCAAAGUGUUUGGAAAAGGUGAACACCAAGAGAGACAAACCAAAGAGCCACUUCCCUGCCUGUAUCGGAAGCCCACAGUGGAACUCUUUGGCCUGGACACCAUGGAGGAGAGCUCUGAGAUAAAGGUGGAAGCCAACACAGCCAGGACUUCCUGGAUUCAGAGCUCCAUGGUUGCUGGUGGGAAGAGAGUCAGCAAGGCCCUCAGCUACAUCACCGGGGAGAUGAAGGAGUGUGGAGAAGGACUUAAAGACAAAUCUCCAGUGUUCCAGUUUCUUGACUGGGUGCUCCGAGGGAUGUCUCAGGUGAUGUUUGUGAACAACCCUCUCAGCGGCAUCCUCAUCGUUCUUGGCCUCUUCGUGCAGAAUCCCUGGUGGGCCAUCUUGGGUUGCCUGGGCACUGUCAUGUCCACCCUGACUGCCCUAAUCCUGAGCCAGGACAAGUCAGCCAUUGCGGCGGGACUCCAUGGCUACAAUGGAGUGCUUGUGGGGCUCCUGAUGGCCGUGUUCUCAGACAAGGGCAAUUACUACUGGUGGCUGCUGCUCCCUGUCAUUGUCAUGUCUAUGACUUGCCCCAUCCUUUCCAGUGCCCUGAGCACCAUCUUCAGCAAGUGGGACCUCCCAGUCUUCACACUGCCCUUCAACAUUGCCGUGACCCUGUACCUGGCAGCCACGGGCCACCACAAUCUCUUCUUCCCCACGACGCUGUUGCAGCCUGUGACCGCCACACCCAACAUCACCUGGUCAGAUAUCCAAGUAUCUUUGCUUCUGAGAGCCAUCCCGGUUGGAAUCGGCCAAGUGUACGGCUGCGACAAUCCCUGGACUGGAGGCAUCUUCCUCAUCGCUCUGUUCAUCUCUUCGCCUCUCAUUUGUUUGCACGCUGCCAUUGGAUCCACCAUAGGGAUGUUAGCAGCACUCAGCAUCGCCACACCAUUUGACUCCAUCUACUUUGGCCUGUGUGGCUUCAACAGCACUCUGGCCUGCAUCGCCAUCGGUGGCAUGUUCUACGUCAUCACCUGGCAGACCCACCUGCUCGCCAUUGCCUGUGCCCUGUUCGCAGCCUAUCUGGGUGCCGCCCUGGCCAACAUGCUGUCUGUGUUUGGAUUACCACCCUGCACCUGGCCCUUCUGCCUCUCAGCGCUCACCUUCCUCCUCCUGACAACCAACAACCCUGCUAUCUACAAACUCCCCCUCAGCAAAGUCACCUACCCGGAGGCCAACCGCAUCUACUUCCUGUCCCAGGAGAAAAACAGAAGGGCUUCUACGAUAACGAAGUACCAGGCCUACGACGUCUCCUAA
This is a messenger RNA of Mastomys coucha (southern multimammate mouse), 2951 nucleotides long. RefSeq names its product solute carrier family 14 member 2 (gene Slc14a2). Gene Ontology annotation, molecular function: urea transmembrane transporter activity. Gene Ontology annotation, biological process: urea transmembrane transport. Gene Ontology annotation, cellular component: membrane. The record is from RefSeq and is a predicted model, not a curated record. NCBI's taxonomy places the organism in Eukaryota, Metazoa, Chordata, Mammalia, Rodentia, Muridae. The transcript has 21 exons. Bases 165 to 2951 code for a protein of 928 amino acids.